GUAUUUUGCAACAAAACGUGUAAUAUCGAUCUAAUAAUCGAUGAACUUCGGUGACAUUGUGACAAACUUCAGCAAUGCAGCAAAAUGCAAGAAAAAACAAAGGCACGAGGACAGUUGGAUUUCAAAAGUCAGCCUCAUUGUGUACGUGAUAUAUCAAAUGGUCUGGAAAAUGUUCCAGUUUGUCUUCACGAAAGUAUCAACGACAGCGCUUCAAUUACGUCUUCUUUUCAGUAUGUUACACGUGUAACGUGUGGACCAGGUGUUAAUGUCGACUUCGACCGGUCUAUGUACCCCGGCUGUAAUUGCCCGGAUGUGUGUGUUGUCAAAACGUGCCAGUGUAUUGUGAGAUAUGAAGAGAAUUAUGAUGAACAGUGUCGCUUAUUAAAGAUGGAGAACUCUGAAGGCAUCUGCUUACCGAUCUUCGAAUGUAACAGCAAUUGCCGUUGUGGAUUGUCUUGCAUUAACCGUAUUUCGCAGCAAGGUUUGACGUUCAAUCUAGAGGUGUUUGACACUGGCAACAGAGGAUUGGGAGUGAGAACACUAGUUCCCAUCCUUCGAUAUCGUUUUAUUGCGCAAUAUACAGGUGAAUUGAUACGAUACGAGGAAGCUAAACGAAGAACUGCUGACAUUUGGGGUAAAGCAAGGUCAAACUUUCUAUUGGUUUUGAGAGAGCAUGUUGCAGGGGGUAGCGUUCUCAAGACUCAUAUAGAUGCUGUGCGUUACGGCAGCGUAACAAGAUUCUUUAAUCACUCUUGCAACGCAAAUACGGUUAUAUUUCCAGUUCGUCAUAAUUCUGUAGUUCCUAAACUUUGUAUUUUUGCCGCCCGCGACAUUGAAAGUGGAGAGGAGCUGACUUUUAGCUAUGGGGAUACUUUAUCUAAACACGACAGUGACAACUAUAGUUUGGAGAAGGAUAAGUUUGCAAGAUCGAGAAUAAAAUGCUUAUGUGAAGACAAGAAAUGUGUUGGCUUUUUGCCUUUUGAAGCGUCUUUAUACGACCAAUAAAAUGAAAAGUUUGUGAUAAUAGUCCACACAUUUUGGUUACUUUGAAAAAAUUUUUGAUUAAAAAAUUUAUUAUGAUUAA
Messenger RNA from Xenia sp. Carnegie-2017, 1084 nucleotides. Its product is annotated as histone-lysine N-methyltransferase SETMAR-like. Bases 85 to 1005 code for a protein of 306 amino acids. The transcript has 3 exons. The record is from RefSeq and is a predicted model, not a curated record. Gene Ontology annotation, cellular component: nucleus. NCBI's taxonomy places the organism in Eukaryota, Metazoa, Cnidaria, Anthozoa, Malacalcyonacea, Xeniidae. Gene Ontology annotation, molecular function: histone methyltransferase activity; zinc ion binding; protein binding.